Molecule: messenger RNA, 1063 nt
Organism: Ceratotherium simum simum (southern white rhinoceros)
Lineage: Eukaryota; Metazoa; Chordata; Mammalia; Perissodactyla; Rhinocerotidae
Gene: CYB5D2
Product: cytochrome b5 domain containing 2
Cellular component (GO): membrane; endomembrane system
Source: RefSeq, a predicted model, not a curated record
CCAAGAAGGCCUUUCGCUGUUCAGUUUCUCGGUAUCCCUCCACGUUCAAUAGCUAUGCUGAAAAAGCGUGAGAACGAGUCGGAGCCAGGGAGUGAACUUUUCGCCAAAGACUUUUUUCUGUCAAUCCUCUGUUGUCCCCUUAAUCACAGGCAGCCAUAGAGUGUCGCGCCGGUGACGUCGCGGUGGUGUUUCCGCCAUCUUGGUUGUGGACAGAGAGGCGGCAACUUCGGAAGAGCAGAGGGGUGCGACCGGAUCGAUGCUGAGGCUCGGCGGACGUGGGCUCUUGCUGGGCCUGGCCGCAGCGGCGGCGGCGGUCAUGGCAGCACGGCUCAUGGGCUGGUGGAGUCCCCGCGCUGGCCUUCGCCUUUUCAUCUCCGAGGAGCUGGCCCGCUACCGCGGCGGCCCUGGGGACCCGGGCCUGUACUUGGCGUUGCUCGGCCGCGUCUACGAUGUGUCCUCUGGCCGGAGGCACUACGAGCCUGGGGCCCACUAUAGCGGCUUCGCAGGCCGAGACGCAUCCAGAGCGUUUGUGACCGGCGACUACUCUGAAGCAGGCCUUGUGGAUGAUGUAUCUGACUUGUCAUUUUCUGAGAUGCUGACACUUCAGAAUUGGCUUUCAUUCUAUGAGAAGAAUUAUGAAUUUGUUGGAAGGGUGAUAGGAAGGUUCUACGGAGAGGAUGGGCUGCCUACCCCAGAACUGACCCACGUAGAGGCCAUGAUCACCAAAGGCUUGGAGGCCAGUAAACAGGAACUGAAAGAGAAGCAGAAGUUUCCACCGUGCAAUGCCGAGUGGAGAUCAACCAGGGGCAGCCGGUUCUGGUGUUCCCCAAACAGUGGAGGUGUGAGCAGAGACUGGAUUGGCGUCCCCAGGAAGCUGUAUAGGCCAGGUGCCAAGGAACCCCGCUGCGUGUGUGUGAGAACAACUGGCCCCCCUAGUGACCAGACAAUGGACAACCCUACACACAGAAAUCGUGGGGACUUGGACCACCCCAACUUGGGAGAAUACACAGGCUGCCCACCCCUAGCCAUCACAUGCUCCUUCCCACUCUAAGCUGAUGCCCUA